Molecule: messenger RNA, 1033 nt
Organism: Dermacentor andersoni
Lineage: Eukaryota; Metazoa; Arthropoda; Arachnida; Ixodida; Ixodidae
Source: RefSeq, a predicted model, not a curated record
AUGGCGGUUCGGCAGGCUACCUUCAGGGCCUCAGUUAUUUCCUACAGUGGUGAUUCAGCACCUGUUAUGAUAGUUGCGUUCUUGGCGAUCCUGGCACCCCAGUUGGCAUUCGCGCAGUCGCAGCCGCAACACAAGAAAGCGAAUUUUCGGCUUGCCGCGCCUACAACACCAGACCGAGCAGUCGCCGGCAUGGUGAUACCACAAGAUGAACCAGUGGCUCUCUCAAACACCCGGAGAAGACACGCAGAGGAUGAAGGAAGCUGCUCACCCUCAAAAAACGCGCAGGGCAGUUGUUACGUGGAAAAGGCUGCAGUUCGUGCUCAGGACGCCAAUCUCCCCACCACCAUUCGGCCGCGGCCACUGAUCGCUGCCGGCGCAUCUACAACCGGGACGCUGAACGUGGUCCACUCGGGAGAGCUGCAGAGCCACUUCCUAGAAGUGGAUAAGGACGGCAAAGAUUGCACGAGUUCCAAAAAGACACUGGGAGACUGCUUCGGAGGGGCCGCCCGAAUCAGUUACCAGAUCCUAGUCAACAAGCCAGGGCUAUCGCUUUUCACCGGAAACAUUUACGGCGGCCACGUCUGGUUCCGAAUAGCGGGGGAAGAGAUGGUUAUCGACAUGCUCAACGCGAUGGCCUUCGACGUAAUACAACCAUCAUUGUCAGCGAUGCAGCGGAUAGCCUCCGGAACGAGUCCAAGAAGCUACGAGAGGAGGGCUGCCACAUCGUUCUCGCGAUCGGUGGUGGUGACACCACCGAAGACCGCAAUUUGGCUGACAUCCUGCCCGACAUCACGGCGUUCGUGGUGAAAUACCAUGGCCGCUUCGCAUAUCCUUCUUCGGGGGCAAACAAACACGCGCUGGACUUCGACCAGGACCUGGAGUACCCGAUAAACUUCACGCGGUCGGUGGACGGCAAACCGGCGUACAUAUUCGCCUCUACAAAUCACUACCAGCUGCUCAGCAAGUUCCAGAUCACUGUGAAGACCGACCACUUGCGCGUGGUCAGUGCCAAGGGCGAUCCCGUGAUUCUCGA